AAACGCGCAUUUAAACAACAAAAAGAGACGCCAACUGAAUGAAAACGAAAUAAUUUAAAUAAAAUUGUAUUAAUAAUAUGGCACAUUCACGAGUUAAACAUGCCACACGUAACCAUCUGCCACACUUAAUGAGUAAUGUGCCGCAGGAGUGCCAGGCACCAAUUAAAACAAUGUGCCUGAAAAUGAUGUCUCACGAUGCCUACGGAAAACCUUACGAAUGGAGCUCGCGUGAUUUUGAGAUGGGCGCUCAUUUGGGACGCGGUAAAUUUGGCCGUGUCUAUUUGGCGCGAGAGCGCCACUCGCAAUAUUUGGUAGCCAUGAAGGUCAUGUUUAAAGAGGAGCUACGCAAAGGAAACGUCCAACGCCAGGUGCUACGAGAAAUUGAAAUACAAUCCAGACUUAAACAUCCAAACAUAUUGCGUCUGCUUACUUGGUUUCAUGAUGAAACGCGCAUUUACUUGGCCCUGGAAAUAGCUUCAGAGGGAGAGCUCUUCAAGCAUUUGCGUUCGGCACCCAAUCACCGUUUCGAUGAGCCACGAUCGGCUAAAUACACCUACCAAGUGGCCAAUGCCUUAAACUAUUGUCAUUUGAAUAAUGUUAUUCAUCGUGAUUUGAAGCCAGAGAACAUUUUGUUAACCAGCACAGAUGAUCUUAAAUUGGCUGAUUUUGGAUGGUCCGCUCAUACGCCUAACAACAAGCGAAGGACAUUGUGCGGAACUUUGGAUUAUUUGCCACCAGAAAUGGUCGACGGUCAGACGUACGAUGACAGUGUAGAUCAAUGGUGUCUGGGAGUAUUAUGCUAUGAAUUUCUGGUGGGCAAUGCUCCCUUUGAAUCGAACAAUACGGACAAUACAUAUAUGAAGAUUCGACGUCUACAAAUACAUUAUCCUUCGCAUUUGUCGCAGGGCAGCAAGGAACUAAUUGGUUUGUUGCUGCGUAAGAAAGAACAAGGCCGGUUAAGCUUGGUGGAAGUAAUGACACACCCCUGGGUCAAGGAUGGCAUGGCCAAGAGGGCAAUACAGCUACAGCAGCUCAUUAAUGAACGCGGCAAAGAGAAUGUGGUUAAAAAUUAAAACUUUUGUUUUUUUAUAUUUAUAUUUAAAUUUCAAAUAAAGUAUAUUAGUAAUUUUGAAAAGAA
Drosophila willistoni is the source of this 1138-nucleotide messenger RNA. It is a transcript of the gene aurB, whose product is annotated as aurora kinase B. The transcript is spliced from 3 exons. NCBI's taxonomy places the organism in Eukaryota, Metazoa, Arthropoda, Insecta, Diptera, Drosophilidae. Bases 78 to 1073 code for a protein of 331 amino acids. The record is from RefSeq and is a predicted model, not a curated record. Gene Ontology annotation, biological process: protein phosphorylation; mitotic spindle organization; regulation of cytokinesis. Gene Ontology annotation, molecular function: ATP binding; protein kinase activity. Gene Ontology annotation, cellular component: spindle midzone; chromosome passenger complex; spindle pole centrosome.